AUGCGGGCUCCCUUCGUGGCAGGCUUUGCAACGGCCUUGCUGGCUGUUCCCACCUUUGGCUACGAGGUGCAGACGCCGCCACUGGACACGGAUUGGACCUACACCGUCGGCGAGAACCCCUGGCCCGAGCAUCCGCGGCCGCUGCUGCAGCGAGACUCGUGGCAGAGCCUCAAUGGCAUCUGGAAGUACCGGCCCGCGUCCGACGGCGAGGGCAAGAUUGCGCCCGUCAACGAGACGCUCACCCAGGAUGUGCUUGUGCCCUCUUGUCUCGAGAGCGCCCUCUCUGGAGUCCAGGCUCUUAAUGUGACCUACUCCUGGUGGACCCGAGACUUGGACGUUCCGCACGAGUGGUGGAACAAUGGCCGCGUCCUGCUCAACUUUGAAGCCGUCGACUAUGAGGCCACGGUUUUUGUCAACGGCCAAAACGUCGGUACGCACACGGGCGGAUAUUGGCAUUUCACCUAUGAUGUGACCGACUUCCUCAAGCGAAAUGGCACGAACAAACUUGCAGUGUUUGUUUUUGACCCUACGGAUAUUGAUCCGGCAACCUGGAAUAUCCCCGUAGGCAAGCAAACUCGCAAUCCAGGCCACAUUUUUUACCGUUCCUGCACUGGUAUCUGGCAGACGGUCUGGAUGGAAAAUGUACCAAACACUUAUAUCAGCGGUCUGGACAUUGCUGCUGGAAUGGACGGUCAAGUCGACAUUACUGUGAAUGUGACGACUGCGGGUACUUAUCCCGAAGGCGGGACAAGCGCCAGCAUAUCCGUCAUUGAUGCAGAUGGUAAUGAGGUUGGUUCAUACGAGGGCGCAGCGAACCAAGCCCUCAGCUUCACGGUCGACUCUCCAGAUCUCUGGUCCCCCGACUCGCCCACUCUGUACAACCUGACCAUUACGGUAGGCGAUGAUGAGGUCUCGAGCUAUACGGGAUUCCGAACCAUCUCCAAAGGUGAAGUCAACGGCAUCCUCCGGCCGUUGCUGAACGGCGAGUUCUUUUUCCAUUUUGGCACACUCGAUCAGGGAUUCUGGCCCGACGGCAUUUAUACGCCUCCCAAUAGGGAAGCCAUGGUCUAUGACUUGCACUACCUCAAGAGCCUUGGAAUGAACAUGCUUCGGAAACAUAUCAAAGUAGAGCCAGCUCUAUUCUACCGCGCAUGCGAUGAGUUGGGCAUCUUGUUGAUUCAGGACAUGCCGUGCCUCUAUCCCAAGGACUCUGACAAUGUUUUCCCAAAUGCUGCGCAGCAAGCUGAAUUUGAACGACAAUUUGAUAUCCUCAUCAACCAGCACAAAUCCUAUCCCAGCAUUUACACAUGGGUCAUUUAUAAUGAGGGUUGGGGUCAAAUCAAUGACGGGUCUCUCCCUGAAGCUAGAUUGACAGCCAGGGCAAAGGAACUGGACCCUACAAGAUUGAUUGAUGCCACCACCGGUUGGUGGGACCAUGGCGUUGGCGACUUCUCGGAUAACCACCACUACGCCAACCCUCAAUGCGGAACACCAUUUUACAGUAUUCGCUCGUCGCCCUAUGACCCAUCGAGAAUUGCCCUCCAGGGAGAGUUUGGUGGCAUUGGACAGAACCUGUCUAUUGAGCACUUGUGGAACGUCGAGUUUGCCAUUAAUCACAUUAAUGAAACCUAUGAGCUCGAUGCCGACUUGGACGCCUACAACUACCGAGCGCAUCUCCUGCUCGACGAACUCCGCCAACAAACCGAAUACUAUGCCUGCAGCGGAGCCGUCUGGACCCAGACCACUGAUGUCGAAGGAGAGGUCAAUGGACUAUUGUCAUAUGACCGAAGAAUCGAACGUCCGUACUCUGAUCAGUGGAAGGCUGAUAUUCAAGCUCUGUACGAUACUGCCAAGGCAAAGGCUGGUGGUGGCAACGCGACGAUUGAGAUGAGCUGA
Pestalotiopsis fici W106-1 is the source of this 1896-nucleotide messenger RNA. RefSeq lists its product as uncharacterized. The coding region runs from base 1 to 1896 and encodes 631 amino acids. Gene Ontology annotation, molecular function: hydrolase activity, hydrolyzing O-glycosyl compounds. The transcript has 8 exons. NCBI's taxonomy places the organism in Eukaryota, Fungi, Ascomycota, Sordariomycetes, Amphisphaeriales, Sporocadaceae. The record is from RefSeq and is a predicted model, not a curated record. Gene Ontology annotation, biological process: carbohydrate metabolic process.